Molecule: messenger RNA, 4236 nt
Organism: Drosophila ficusphila
Lineage: Eukaryota; Metazoa; Arthropoda; Insecta; Diptera; Drosophilidae
Gene: scra
Product: anillin
Exons: 11
Coding region: 194-3934 (1246 amino acids)
Biological process (GO): mitotic cytokinesis; actomyosin contractile ring assembly; septin ring organization
Cellular component (GO): actomyosin contractile ring
Source: RefSeq, a predicted model, not a curated record
CGAUUUUAAUCUCCAACCGCCGAAAAAACGAAGCGACGCAUAGUUUCGAAUUCAAACGGACGCGCAGAACGCAAGUAGUAAAUAACAAACAUCUGUCGAAAAACGCCGACGUGGAGUGCUGAGCAGUACAGUAAAUUCAGUAAUCGAGUGUGCGCAAUUAGAAUUAGCAUUUGCAUUUGAGGCCGCAGCAACAAUGGACCCGUUUACUCAGCACAUGCUCGAGAAGGCGGAACAGCGCAGUCGCGCCCUCGGCAUUAGCAACGCAAGCAAAUUUCCUACACCCUUUCCAGAGGGCAGCGUUCCCAAUUCCACGUCCGCCUCUUCUGCCGGGGAUGCAAGGGUCCUUGCGCCGAGGAGCCACUCGCCAGGAGUUCAAAGUACGGGCAGUGGAAGCGGCAAGGUCGUUGUACUCGACAAGGCAACGCUGGAGGCGUCACCAACCAAGCCGCUUCGGCACUACGCGGCGGUCAAUAAGGAGAACAUGGAGAUGGGCAUCGAGAUAAACAUAACCACGGACAAACCAAUUGGGGUGCAAGUUGAAAUCCAAGAACAGGAAGUGACCGAUGAUGAUGACGAGGAAGCAGGGGCCAAGAAUCCUCUUUUGGAAGCAGGGCCUGUCAAUCAGCCGCUAGCCAGGCUCAGAGACACCUCGCGCAGCAGACUGCAGCGGAUGGGCGCCCUAUACUCGAACACGGAUGACCUCUCCUCGCCUAUCCACCGCACUGAAGGACAAUUUCAUGUGACAACGGGAGAUGAAGAGGAUAGCGGCAACCGCAGCAGGCAGCCCAAGCAGAGGUUGGGAAAACUGGCAGCUUUGGCAGACACCAUCAAUCAAUGGGAGGAUGACACGUCGCACCACGAAGUGCACCGACCUCUUGAAGCGCCGCCGCCAAAACCGCAUUUAUCCAGCCGCCGGGCGGAGAAGGCCCCGGCUCCACAGCCCCCGAAGAAGGACGAAGUGGACGACGCUUCCAGGACCAAGCAACUUAAAUGGGAUCCCAAGGUACUGAGCUCUCUGGAGGCCCAAGGUUUUCAGCGCCGCGAAUCGUCGACCAUUAAACACACCUAUGAUUAUGCCAAACAGGGAGAGGCUCCGCCAGUUGGCAAACAGGAAGCGACAGCGCCAGUUACAAAGCCUCCAGUGCCGGAAAAAUCGACAACGGUUAGCCAGGUGGCCAAGAACUUUGGAGCUUCUGGUUCUGCGCCCAAGCCAACAUCAGCAGCACCUGUGGUUAGUGUAAAGUCUGGCUUGGUUUCUGGUCGUGCUGCGAUCUUUGAAAGCAAAGGAGCUGGUGGGCAGAUGCAAGGCAAUCUUCGAAACCAGAAGGAUCCAUGCGAGUUGUCACUGAAGGAGCGCAUGAAACUGUUCGAGACGGGCAAUAACAAAGCUAUGUUGCCGAUGGCACCAAUAGGAUCCGCUCCCAGUAUUAACCAGAUUCGGGCAGAGGAAGUAAAACAGCAUUUGGUGGCAGUUCACCCGGUGACAGCUGCUGCUGCUACUACUAUAGUUGUGGCAACCAAACCGAAGCCUGAGAACAAACUGCGCGACAAGGUGGCCGCUUUGGUAGCCAAUGCCCAGUCAAAUGCAGAAACCCGCAUCAAGGACAUUGAUCGUCAAAGACAGGAGGACAUGCAGAUUAUAUCAAAUCGCUUCAACAAACAAAAGGAACUGUUUGACGUCCAACCAGCUCUCAGUUCAGUGCCAGCUUCAGCUCCUGCUCGUGCUCCAGCGCCAGUUCCCAGCAAAGUUGUGCGACCCAUGCCGCCGCCUCCACCACCCCCUAUCGCUGGGCUCUCGCCAGCAUUGGCCAGCAGCAAAAGAAGAUCACCUGGUGAUGCGCCCACCGCCGACGAGGACUCCAAGCGGGCUCGUAAAUCAAAUUCCGACCGCUUAUAUCCCGCCCUCCCCGACCUCGACUCCAGCGGUGACAACUGCUGUGCCGCCGAAACAGCCUCCGCCACGGAUGAUAGCCACCAACUGGACGAGGAGGAGACCGAAAGUUGCAUGGAUGAGUCGGAGGACCAGUCUCAGACUGAGGACAGCAGCGCCGGCAUGUGCAACGGCAGCCUGGGCCGCGAGAUAAUGAGCGCGGUGCAGCGUAACGAGGCGGAGAUGCAGCAGCAGCCCGGUAAAAAGACUGUGCGCUAUGCGGAAAAGGACUUGUACUACAAUCACGAGGGCCAAGACGACAGUUCGAUGAACUCAUCGCAAGUCUCUGCCGGCAUCGACGACUAUUUGGAUGAGGCGCUUGCCGACGACUACGUCAGCACCCAGGAUGAUGAGAGCGACAGCGGUGAUGAGCACAAUUCCAGUCGGCUAUCUUUGGGGAGUAAGGGAACCACUGCCUCCAACAGCUUUUCCUUUCGCAAGAAUCCACCCUCAACCUGCACGCCUAUAGAGGAGCACCAUGAGAUGAUGGACUUGCAGACGCCGCUUCCAAGCGGUGUGCAACCGGUCAAGUCUGAAUUAAGCGUAAACCAAGACAAGGACAACUUAGUCACCCUGGUUCACACGGUCAGCUUUUAUCGGCGUCAGCAAAGUGCCAACAGCUCCAAUUCGACACCCGUGCGCAAAAUCUGUCGCGAGCAGCAGGUAAUGCGAUCAGCCCUUGCUGCCGAUUGUCAUGCGAAACACAGAUUGGAGUAUGAUUCACCUCAGCAGGGGGAAAACGGAGGAGCAGUAACUGCCUGCCUUGAUGAACAGACCGAUGAGGACGAUGACGAGAUGCAAAAUGCAAGGGAAUCAAACGAAGCCUCGCUGGCUCAGGACAAAAUCAAAAAGUUGCUGAGCGAGGUGUGCAAGCAGCAGCAGGUUAUUGGACAAGCCAGUCAAGCUCUGAACCUUUGCGCGGCGACGGUCGAGUUUUCCGGCUCCACAGAGUCCGUGGAGGGAGAACGAUAUCUUCUACUGGCGACCCAUCGCCGCCAGGCGUGUUUGGACGAGGUUCAGCGACUAAGAGUCGAGAACAGCAUUCGCCCCGUGGGUGCACCAAAAGAAAAGGGCCUGCUGACGGUCAAGGACAUAACCAUUCCCUUGCGCCAGGAGUACGUGCGUAAAAUGGCCUCUGGCAACAUCAAUGGUCAUCACCUCGUGUGUUUACUGAAGUAUAAUGAGCACGUGCUGGCCACCAAGACUGUGCCCACGAUGCCUGGCUUGUUGUCUGUCAAGUUUCCCGAUGUUCUGCAGCUGAACAAUGUUUAUGCCGAUUUCAGGAUCACUCUGGAAAUAUAUGGCAUGCUAGCUCAACGUGACCAGUUGCCCCAUGAGCUGAAGUACCACAUUAAUUUGAACAAGAAAGGCGGCGUUAAAACGCCGAAGAAAAAGGGCGGUGAAAAUCGCCUGGUUAUGCCGCCGGUUCAGAGCCCGGCGGGACCGCAGGUAGUAAGGACACCGCAACUGGUGCAAUACGGCUUUGCCAUCUUUUCUCUGCGUGAGAUCCAACGCACUACAUGGACACUGACCCAGGUGCUGGGCGUCAGCCCACUGGAGGGUGUGGUUCAUAUGAAGGUUAAUUGUGAACUAUCCGUGAGCGUGGAGUACAAGGGGUUCUUAACCAUGUUUGAGGACAUCUCUGGCUUUGGCGCCUGGCAUCGCCGGUGGUGCUAUCUGAAUGGGUCGGUAAUCAACUACUGGAAAUAUCCGGACGAUGAGAAGCGCAAAACCCCCAUGGGCAGUAUCGAUCUGAACGCCUGCAGCUCGCAAAAGGUGACCACUGCACCCCGAGACAUCUGCGCUCGCCUGAACACCAUGCUGCUGGAGUGCGAACGACCGGCGCUGGAGACGGACCAAGAGUCACUUAUAAUCGUGCCCAACGGACGAACCACCACAGUGCGGCAUCUGCUCUCCGCCGACACAAAGGAGGAGCGCGAGGAGUGGUGCGCCUACUUGAACAAGGCACUCACAUUGCUCCGCGCCUGGGGAACCACCCACUGACCCGCUGACCCACUACUGCAAUCCUGUCAGCAGCAAGGACACUGACACUGACACCAAACGGGCGGGUUGUUAAAAGUUUUCUCUUUUUAAGUUUAACUACUUUGCUAUUUUAAUCGCGUUCGCGUUUGACUUCAUUUGUUUUAUGUUUCCGAUUCAAAUUAUUCGUAUUCGUAUUCCGUAUUCGAAAAAGGACACUUUCGUGUUCGUAUUAUAUCGACAAAGUAUUGCUUGAAUACCUUAUAUGUAUGUACAUUGCAUUUAGGAUGUCUCGCUAAAUAUAUAAUAUGUAUAAGUCCCAGUAA